AUGGUCCAUGUAUGGUUCAAUGGAAAGAUAGUUAGCGGAAGCUUGGAUAACAAGUCAGAGGGACCUAAAAUUGACAUAUGGCAAAGGAAAGCAGUUAAGAUGGCUGAUAAACAUAGUUUGAACUAUGAUGUGAGGGAGCUUAAGCUGGGUGCAAGCUUCACAAACAAUAAAACUUCUCAGUAUCAUACAAUCAAAUAUGAUUUCAAACCAGCAUCUGUUGAUAUGAACAAAAUGGCUACAGUGGAUGUUGGAACGAACAAUCAAGUUACUGUGACAGUGCCCCAUUUAGAUGGUGCUGGAGUCCCUCAGACAGUAUUUAAAGGUAGUCAACGGCCCUAUACAAAGGAAUGUGUGCUCAUUAUAGACAGGGUCACAGGGGAGAUUACGUUGGAGAAGCUCUCUAGCAAUAUUCAAGUUAAGAAGACUAGACAAGAAACGACACAGAAACCCCGACCUCUUACGCCGGUCACCACAGAAUUUACAAAUACAACGCAGCGGUCCACGUCCCGUACUCGAGUGGCCACUAACCGUCGCACGAAUAAUAAUGCUAAUACAGCCAGCGUUGUCCAGCCAAGUACUCAAUCUCGGUUCAGCAAUAGUGGGGUUCAGAAACCCGUGCAGAAUAUGGUGAGGUCCCCACCGCGUGUCAAGACAUCGCCUCCACAGGCUCCAUGGUCGGCCGGUGGGAACAGCACGCUCGCGUCGCUUCCUAUGAUAGGGCUAGACGACGCGCCCGCGCCGCGCAGCCCCGGCCCGACCGCGACUCGUGGCACGCACGCGCCGCACGUGCCACACGUGCCACACGCGCCGCACGCGCCACACGUGCCACACGUGCCACUCGCCGGGCACGGCAGCCAUAGUAACCUCGCAGCCGCGCCUCUUGCGCACGCCCCGCUCCCCGCCGCCGCGCCUCCGCCCGCUCCGGUAGCGUCGCAAGACGACAGUUCGUCGAGUUCGUCGAGCGACAGCGACAGCGACAGCGGAAGCGGAAGCGAUAGUGACGAUAACGAUUCCUCUGCUGCACUACCUACGCUUAACAAUGGUAAUGUCAGCAAUCCGGCACUGCCCAGCGACGUGCUAAACGACGAUCUCUGCCUCUCCGAAUCGGGCAGCGAUUCCGACUGA
This is a messenger RNA of Parnassius apollo (apollo), 1125 nucleotides long. The record is from the annotation of a GenBank genome assembly. NCBI's taxonomy places the organism in Eukaryota, Metazoa, Arthropoda, Insecta, Lepidoptera, Papilionidae.